This is a messenger RNA of Solanum pennellii, 1980 nucleotides long. RefSeq names its product receptor-like protein EIX1. Gene Ontology annotation, molecular function: protein binding. Bases 1 to 1980 code for a protein of 659 amino acids. The record is from RefSeq and is a predicted model, not a curated record. The transcript is spliced from 8 exons. NCBI's taxonomy places the organism in Eukaryota, Viridiplantae, Streptophyta, Magnoliopsida, Solanales, Solanaceae.
AUGGCAUGUGGGGAAGUUUUAGUUAUUGUACUUAUUUUCUUUCUUCAAUCCCUUCCUCUACUUGUUUCAGUUGAAGCAAUUAGCACUGCUUCUCUAACUCUCACAAACACUACUGAAGCCAAAGUAAGAUGUAUUGAGAGUGAGAGGAAUGGCCUAUUAAGAGUCAAGCAAAGUCUCACGGAUCCCUCUGACCGAUUGGCUUCUUGGAUUGGCAAAGAAUGCUGCAUCUGGAGAAGUGUUUCUUGUGACGUACAAACUUGUAAUGUCAUCAGGCUUGAUCUCAAAGAUACAUCAGGCAAUUGCUAUCAGAAGAAAAUGGGAUAUCUGAUUUCUGGCAUUUCGACGUGCUUGGGUGGCAAGAUAAGUCCUGCUUUACUUGACUUGAUACAUUUAGAGUAUUUAGACCUUGGUGAAAAUGACUUCCAAGGACUUUCCACUCCCACUUUCUUGGGUUCUCUUGAAAAAUUACAAUAUCUUAACCUCACCCAUUCAUCUCUCAUUGAUUUGAAUUGGGUUUCUGGUUUGUCCUCUUUGAAGUAUCUUGAUCUUUCUUAUGUGAACCUUUCUUCGGCAACACAUUGGCUUCAGUUUUUUAAUAAGCUGCCAUCUUUAGUGACUCUCAGUUUGCAAAACUGUGAUCUUCGCUAUCUCCCUUACUCCUUUCCCAACUGGAAUAUGACAUCCCUUUCUUAUCUCUACAUUUCACGCAAUAACUUUGUUAACUCUGUGUUGCCUAAAUGGUUGUCUAAUGCCACCACCCUUGAGACACUUGAUAUAGCAAUCAACAACAUAGAAGGCCCAAUAUCAAAUGUUGAGUGGGGUAAACUCUGUGAUCUGCAGGAUUCGUAUCUAACACAGAAUAAACUUAACGGAGACACAAGCAGAUUAGUGGAAGGGUUGUCUAGCUGCAGCAACACGACCCUAGAGUUGUUAGGCCUUUGCUGGAAACCGGUUGACAGGGCAGUUUCCAAAUUCAUUAGGACAUUUGAAGAACUUAAGGAUGAUUACCUCACAUAUAUCGAGAUAAGGAAAUGUGCUUUGGGCUCCAAGUUGCCGACAUGGCUGAAAACUCAAAAGCAGCUUCGUACUAUUAUUCUCUCCAACGGCUCCAUUUCAGAUCCUACACCUUGGCUUUGGACAAUGUGCUCACAGUUGCAGUUUCUAGAUCUAUCAGAUAGCGUGAUCGGUGGAAAUCUUCCAAGGAUCUAUACCAUUUUCAAUAACAAGAGUGAAGCAGCUAAUGAGAUUGGACCUCUCAAACAUCAUUUGUCUGGAAAAAUACCUAACUGGUGGGCUGAUUUGCGACAACUUCAUGUCAUAGAUUUGUCCGGGAAUAAUUUUUCAGGUGGUAUUCCUCCAUUAUGUUCACCACCUUCACUUUUUUGGUUGAGAUUGAGUCGUAAUAACCUCUUUGGAGAACUUCCAAAAUCAUUAAGCAACUGCAAAAGCUUGCUUACACUAGAUAUUGGAGAGAACAAAAUCAGUGGCAUCAUACCCAAGUGGUUCGGAGAAAGUAUAUUAUCUUUGCAAAAGCUUAGCAUGACAGACAACAUGAUUGGUGGACACAUUCCACCACAACUUAACCAACUUUUUGGCCUUCAAAUUCUUGAUCUUUCCCAUAAUUAUUUGACAGGAAGAAUUCCAGAAGACAUAGGGAGCAUGAAGCAACUGGAGACACUAGACCUUUCAUCUAACCAUCUCUUUGGUAAUCCAGAACUCUGUGGGAAACCAUUGAUUACAGAUUGCUCUCCACCAAGAAAAGAGAUCUCAAGAAAUUUGAAGAAGAAGAAGAAGAUGAAAGUUACUUCCAUUUCUCAGAGGAAUUUGGAGAAAGAAUUAUCAGGUGCUGUAUUGUUUUCAAGGCUUGCUUGUUUAGGAUUUUCAGAGUCACAAGGAAAAAACUAUAGCUUAGAUCAUGCACUAUGGACGUCAACGCGCUCUUCAGCUGUCUUGCGGAUAGACCUUCUCUGGACAACCUAA